ACUAUUAGGCCGCGGCUGGACACUAUCCCCCUCCUUGAAUUCUUGAUUGCCGGAAAAAAACAAACUCAAACACAAAAGCAUGUCCUGGUUCAAGGCGAUCGUCGAGUGGUUCAAAUCGCUCUUCUGGAAGGAGGAGAUGGAGCUGACGCUGGUCGGCCUCCAGAACUCGGGCAAGACGACCUUUGUCAACGUCAUUGCAUCGGGCCAGUUCAGCGAAGACAUGAUCCCGACCGUUGGCUUCAACAUGCGCAAGGUCACCAAGGGCAACGUCACCAUCAAACUCUGGGAUAUCGGCGGUCAACCUCGCUUUAGGAGCAUGUGGGAGCGCUACUGCCGUGGCGUGAACUGCAUCGUAUACAUGGUCGACGCCGCCGACCACGAAAAGCUCGAGGCUGCCCGAAACGAGUUGCACGGACUUCUUGAGAAGCCCCAACUUAACGGCAUCCCCGUCCUUGUUCUUGGCAACAAGAACGACCUACCAGACGCAUUCAGCGUGGAAGAGCUGAUUGUUCGUCUUAACCUGAAGGCUAUCAGCAACCGCGAGGUCUGCUGCUACUCUGUCUCCUGCAAAAAGCAAGACAACAUUGACAUCACCCUCCAGUGGCUUAUCAAGCACUCAAAGAGCUCCAAGUAAAAAAACCACCGAACAAUCACAACUUGGAACGUGUAGUCGUCGCUUUCGCGUGAUUCUCUGUUCCUAGCACCCCCUUUCCUUCUGUUGAUGAUUAUCUUUUUGGUCAAAUUUGUUGCUAUCUUGAUUGCAUGUCGUCCUUUUUGUCAUUUGUUGUUUUUUCGCCGCAGCUGUUAAAUGCGGACACAGCAUAGAUCUUCGUUACGUUUCA
Molecule: messenger RNA, 842 nt
Organism: Capsaspora owczarzaki ATCC 30864
Lineage: Eukaryota; Filasterea; Ministeriida; Capsasporidae
Product: ADP-ribosylation factor-like protein 8B
Exons: 3
Coding region: 80-634 (184 amino acids)
Biological process (GO): anterograde axonal transport; protein transport
Cellular component (GO): lysosomal membrane
Molecular function (GO): GTP binding; GTPase activity
Source: RefSeq, a predicted model, not a curated record